This is a messenger RNA of Patiria miniata (bat star), 7417 nucleotides long. Its product is annotated as A disintegrin and metalloproteinase with thrombospondin motifs 6-like. The transcript is spliced from 23 exons. Gene Ontology annotation, cellular component: extracellular matrix. The coding region runs from base 1271 to 4678 and encodes 1135 amino acids. The record is from RefSeq and is a predicted model, not a curated record. Gene Ontology annotation, molecular function: metalloendopeptidase activity. Gene Ontology annotation, biological process: extracellular matrix organization; proteolysis. NCBI's taxonomy places the organism in Eukaryota, Metazoa, Echinodermata, Asteroidea, Valvatida, Asterinidae.
GCCUGGCUGUCCCCCAACAAAAGGGCCCAGCUUUUACGCCAAGAAAAAAAACGAGACCCUUGAAAGACUUGAAAGAGUGAGUGAGAGCAGAAGACAGAGUCUUCCCUUGUGUCCUCUUUCUCUCUUCUUUCACCUCUCAGUGUUUUGUCCUGUCCCCCGCAUUCGUCCACAUCUACCUGUUAGAUGAGCACGUCUGGGGCGGGACAGAGGCCACUUUUAACCCCUCCGGGAACCCAGCGAAUUCUCGCUAGUUCUUACUCUUUGGUACAGCCAAACAGGAUGUACUAGCUUUGGAGAUCCGUUGUAUAUCGCAAUCGCGAGGAUGCUUUUAUCUUUUGCAAAACCCCUGAUGUUGAAAGUAAAAACACGACGAAUUUGCUGAGGAAAUAUCGAUGACGUUAUCCAUUUUCUGUACAGGUUUGUGUGUGUUUGAAAGAGUCGUGUUUACUGAAGCUUCUCAACCGACGUCUCUUCAACUCCGUGAGCGUUGCUUCCACCUAUAACUUCAAGCAUCUGUACAGUAUGAAUUAACGGUAUAGGAACUUGCCAAACAGAACUUUCCUCUGCUGUUGCCGAGGCUUUUUGUCGGAGAGUGUUACGCCGAUCGCCCAGCUGAUAGGGGAACUAUCUUGAGUCACAAUUUCUUGGUUGAAGUUAACAGCCACAACAAAUAAAGCCACACCAAUUUGGAUGACUCGCCUUCCUUGGAUAUUUACCCCAACGGAUUUAACUAUAAGGAACGGCUUUACCACAAGUGGGAACGGUUGCGUCUAGCUCGCCCUCACCCCCAAAACCACGGAGGAUUAUGUCAUGAAAGAAAACAUUGUCUUGGAUUACCACGGAGUACUUCACUAGUGAGGAAAUAUUCAUAUAAUUUUGAGCAUGAUAAAAACACCAGCCCAUUGGGGUGAUGUCUACACCACCAUGUUACAGAACGUAGCACACGGUGGACAACCACUGAGUUGACACAAACCCUUGCACAGAAGUUUGGCCUGACUCAACCAAUACACGGGAGUUUACGGCACCUAACACCGGCUUAGUGUGAUCCGCUGCCUGUCCCGUCUAUCACGCCAAGCACUGACAGCCAGGUACCCAACGGAGGACGCCGCUGCGCCUUGGGUAAAACAAAAGUUGAGCACCGGUCGCCCUUUGCCCUUCGACGGCGGGGGUAAAGUCACUCGGACAGGGCAGGGGUGAGAAAGACGUUCGCUUCAGCGCGCGGGUGUCACCAAGACACGCUGCUGCCGCACACACGGACCCAGCACCAAGAAUGGGAAAAUACAUAGUGUGGAUCCUGGUUGCAUGGAUGUUUAGCCUAUUGGCCGUAGUGUACAUUCGAAGGAUCUUGGUACACCCUGAUUUCAGUUUACAUGAUGAUGCGCGUUUUUCAAGAUUAAGAAGCCAGCAGCACCAAAUAGUCGUACCAACAUUAGUGGACGAAAACGGCAACCACGUGUCUUACGAUAUCAUAAACAGCCGGAAAAGGACUCGAAGGGAUGUCCAUUCCAGCUCGGAAUCCGCCUCGGACAUCAGGCGGCUUCAUUACAAACUCUCAGCCUACGGGAGCGAAUUUCACCUGAACUUGUCACUCAACACCAACUUAGUGACGAGGAACUUUCUCGUGGAAUACAUGGAUGAGCACGGUGUCAGUCACAGACACCGGACUGUGGAUGAUUGUCAUUAUCACGGACAUGUCGCUGGGCAUGAUAUCUCCAGUGUGGCCAUCAGUAACUGCAAAGGCUUGCAUGGACUUAUAUCAACAGCUGAAGCAGAUUAUUUUCUAGAACCUAUUCAUGAUUUUUCAAGCAACACCUUUGAAGGACAUCCACAUGUCAUCUAUAAAAGAGAUUCCGAAUCCAAGCAUCGAUACAAUGAGGAUGGGGAUUGUGGAGUUACAGAUUCUGAUGAAGUUAAAAAAACGUGGUGGAUGACCAACAGUGACUUUUCCUUUGCGGAGCAAGUGAUGAAGAAACACCCUCACCACAAUCAUCACCACCGUCACCCUCAGCAUCACCAUCAGCAUCACCACAAGAGGAGGCGGAGAAGACGUGAAGUCAGCAGCAUGUCAUCAGAACUCAACGUCGAGACCUUAGUGGUGGCCGAUAAACUCAUGAACAGUUACCAUGACGACUACAUCGAGUCUUAUCUCCUCACACUCAUGAAUAUUGUUGCUGAUCUGUACCAUGACGCGAGCGUGGGGAAUAACAUCAACAUCGUGAUCUCUCGGAUUAUUCUGGUCUUACAAGAUCAGAAAGAUCUGGCCCUGGGGCACCAUGCUGAUAUGUCCUUGCAGAGUUUUUGUCAGUGGCAGAGGAACCUACGAUCGCCGGAGAACAUUUCAUCUGAGAAAGACGGCAACAUCCAGAAGCAUGAUAAUGCUGUGCUUAUCACAAGGUAUGACAUCUGUAUGCUGAGGAACCAGCCAUGUGGCACCAUAGGCUUGGCUCCCGUUGGUGUGAUGUGCAAUCCUGGCCAGAGCUGUAACAUUAACGAAGACACGGGACUAGCUACAGCAUUCACCAUUGCUCAUGAGAUAGGCCACAAUUUUGGCAUGAAGCAUGACGGCGAUGGCAACGCCUGUGGUACACGGGGCGGCAUCAUGGCAGACCAGAUUACAGAGAACACUGAUCCGUUUGCUUGGUCAGCUUGUAGCAUGGAAUACAUCCGCAACUACAUUGAUUCCGGCAAGGCUAACUGCCUAGAUAACCCACCAGAGUUAGUCAGUUACAGCUUCCCCACAGCAAUGCCCGGUGAACUCGUGGACGGUGACCAUCAAUGUCGGCUGCAGUAUGGACCUGAAGUCAAGGCCUGUAAAACAAAUAGCAUCUGUCGUGAGUUGACUUGCCUCAAGCCUGGCUCCCGAUCCUGCUGGAGAACCAACACGCCAGCAGCAGAGGGGACAAGGUGCCAGACACCAAACACACCUGUCGGGUGGUGCUAUGAGGGUGACUGCGUGCCAUACGGUGAGAGACCCCAGGCAGUUGAUGGCGGUUGGGGUGCAUGGUCUGAAUGGAGCUCCUGCUCAAGAACCUGUGGAGGAGGUGUCACAAUGUCUGAGAGACAGUGUGAUAACCCAAGACCAUCUCACAGAGGUAUCUUCUGCACAGGGGAGAGGAGUCUUUAUAAAUCCUGCAAUAUUGAUGAAUGUCCAUCAAACUCCCGUGACUUCCGCACCAUCCAAUGCUCCAACUUCAACAACGAGCCUUACCGUGGACGUUACUACUUCUGGGAGCCUUACGUCAGUCAAGACAUCGGUCCCUGUGAGCUGACCUGCAUCACCUCAGGAGGGGAACACUUCCGGAAGGUCAACAAGAUCGUGGACGGGACGAGGUGCUAUCCUGAGAAGAUCAAGCCGGAGGUUCUUGACAUCUGCAUCAAUAAGAAAUGCCAUCCUGUUGGAUGCGACAAGAUUUUAGGUUCCGACGUCCGAGAGGACAAGUGUCGUAUAUGCGGUGGAGACGGUAGCACAUGCGAGACGGUCUCCAAGAACUACACCAAGACGCUGUCUGCUGGAGACUACCAUGAGAUCUUCACGAUACCACGAGGAUCGGUCCACAUUAGCAUAGAAGAAAUGACCGCAUCUAGAAAUUACUUAGCUUUAAAGUCGGUGAAUAAUGACUAUUACCUGAAUGCUGAGUGGAUCAUUGAUUGGCCCAAAGCCUAUGAUGUCAGUGGGACCACCUUCAAGUACGAGAGACCAGAUCAAGGAGUGGAGUCUCUCACUGCAUUGGGACCAAUCAACGAAGAACUUAUAGUUAUGCAGCUUUUGGUACAAGAGGACCAGCAAGGUAUAUCCUAUUCCUACAAUCAGCCAGUCACUAGACAGGGUAGUGGGGAUGAUGAGGUGGUCUUUAUAUGGCACUGGAGCUCCUGGUCUGUCUGCUCAAGCACCUGUGCAGGGGGUGAAUCUAUAGCUGAAGUCCAGUGCAUUCGAUACGACGACAAGACGGUGGUAUCAGACACAUUCUGCAAUGCAGGAACCAAACCGAGCCGACGAAAGCAAGCGUGUAACACAGAACCUUGCCCACCAGUGUGGUCAGACGGUCCGUGGUGCGAGUGCAGCCAGACGUGCGGUGGCGGCCAUAAGACACGGACGGUCCUGUGCAUGACUAAAGUCACUCAGCUCGAGGAGGAAGUCGUAGAUGAAUCGCAGUGUACAAAGCGCAAACCCAUCGACAGGAUGAAUUGUAACAUGCAGGAGUGUCCACCGCAGUGGGUGGCCGAUGCGUGGUCAUCGUGUGUGCCAAGUUGUGGUCUGGGACAUCAGACUAGACGAGUGAAGUGUUUGAAUAGUAACGGUGAACCGUACCCCAAUAUGUGUAACUGGGGGAAUCGUCCCUCAGCCAUCAGAGAGUGUCAGACAGCUGGGUGCCCACCGCCACGAUGGGUGGCUGGAGAAUGGAGCGAGUGCAACUCUAACUGCGGUCGCGGACAGCAGCAACGUCAGGUUCGAUGUCUGUCCUACAACAACGUCCCUCUAAGCCCCGCCUACUGUAAGCGAUCACUGAAGCCUCACGCACAGCAACAAUGUGAAAGUCCUUGUGUAUCCAGACCAACGGAAGAAGAUGAUUGCCAAGACGCUCCCUCGGUUCAAUACUGCCCUCUAGUGGUCAAAUACAAGUUCUGCAAUAACGAGUAUUUCCGCAAGAUGUGCUGCCACAGCUGUAGUAGUCGGUAGAAAUGUGAAACGGAAAUGCACUGCAAGAAAUAACAUCGUCGUCCCUCAAGCUGCUUUGGGAAAUUCUUCUUAUAGGUGAGCGCGGGCAUCCCCGAAUUUUUACAUUGGCUUAUCUGGUUCCCAGACUUAUGUUCUUGAAACUCAAUGGUUCUUGAGUCUGGAGUGCUGAUGAAUGGUUGGUAUCACAUAGCAACCGAUGAAACUGGUGUGUAAAUGAACAGAUUUCAUCGGAUGACGUCAGCCAGCACCCACAUAUAUUUAUAAUUGCCCUUUUCUUAAGUGAACUUAGCUAUAUUCUUUUGAGAACCUUUGCAGAUGAUAAACAAUACGAAUUGGCCAUUGUUUUGGUGAAGCAUUUUUCAACAUUUAUUUUUCAGUUUCUCUUUAAUUUGUUGAGAAUUAAGACCUUGAAUGGGGGAACGGGGACAUUUCAACUGCUUCAGUUUUACUGCUAAGUUUAAUUUUUGCUUGUUUAUCUUUGUCACUUGCAAAGGAGAUUCUAAAGUUUUAGGGAAAACCAUCGGACUGAUUGUGGGUUUCAGGGUGUAUAAAAAGGAAAGAGGUUGUGCUUUGUGGAUAUUUUUGUAUUUAUUUAUAAAGGAAAACUUGGCAUUAUUAAUAAAGUAAGGUUUUUAUUUUCUUUUUGUAAAAAAUGAAAGCAAAUUAUGUCUGUACCGUCCAUAUUAAUACUCCAAUAUAUUUCACUUCACAGACAACACAUACAUGAAAGACAAUGGAGUUGUUGUCUUGACACUGAUUUUGAAUGGACGUUUUAAAGCGAAACGAUUCUUUUUUGGCUCACAAAAACAAAACAUGAACAAUUAUUUCUGUAAGAGCAGUCUAAUAAUUUUUUCUAAGACAUUAAAAUUUGUCCAACUUUUUUAAUGAAUUCGGUUUUGUUUUUAAACGGCAGCUUCAAAUUCCCACCCAAUUUUUUUUGUGCUUUUGGUAAAAUAAGCUGAUCUAGUUUUGCUUUUAAUAACAUUGAUUAUUUUGUUUUUUGUCAUGUAUAAUGUGUACAGUAUAUAUAUUAAAAUAUUGCACAGUAUUACCUUGCUCAUUUACAUACAGUGAUGCUUUUGUUUUUAUAUUCAAAUAGUAUUUAUAAGCCGAAACUGGAAAAUAUGAAGAAAAACUUCAUAUUUGGGAAGUUUCAUCAUAUGUUAGGAUUUUCUGGCUUUAAAGGAAUCAUGAGGAGGUCAUGACAGUAAAUGUAAUUAAAAUGAGAUGUUUUCAUUCAAAAAUUAAUGUAAUUUAAAGUUUUUAAAAGGGAUUGCAAAUAGUGAUGUGUAUAUAAGGAAAGUUGUAAAGUAAUUUGGUUGGCAAAAUGUUGCAAAAUUUGGGCCUGUAUUUGGCAGUUUGGAAAGUGAGGACAUAAACAAGGAUUUAUUAACAAAGAUGUUUGGUGCUUUUUUUUUUAGGUUUGCCUUUUUUGAAUGGCGCAGAUUGGAAUUGAAUUAAACGAUUAUUACUCUAUGAAAUUUGCCACAAAACAUCCAAAACUGACAGUUUCCUUCCAGAUUUGUGCUAAAAUUGUAAUGAAAUUGUAUGUAAAAAGUGCUUCCACAUUAUUGAUUUUAUAAAGCCAACAUGAUGCAAAGCACAAACAACUUUUAUAUAAUAAACACACAUUAGGAUUCGGAGCUUUUAGGGAAUAGGGAGCACUGCUUUACUUUUUAAGUUGCACCUAAAUUCACGUUUUGUAACUGAUCUCAUCAAGAGGCGUAAAAUAGAUGAUGGCACCACGUAUUGCGACCUGCUUGGAGUAGGAGCAACCUUGGAAACAGUGAUUUGUUUGUUCGAGUUGCUCAAACAACCCUGCAAAAAAAAAUCACUUUUUUUUCCUUCGAUGAAAGCGUAUAAGUUUGUUUUAGUGCUCAGUCACCACUGCACAUUGCACUGCACAUUUUGCGUUCAACAAUGGUGCUGAAGGCACCUAGCCAAGUAUUCAAAGAAAGUAGUUGGCUUGCAAUUCAAUUUUGAAGAUAAUGUAGAAAUGCUAGGGGCAGUACUUACAAUUGCUAGUUGUGACUCACUUUUUGUCUAAUUGAUCUUGUAAAAAAAUAAAUCGGUUAAAAAUGAACUAACACAAUUCAAUGGAAUAUACAUGAUUUUUUUGUUAUAUAUAAUUAGACUAUUUAGCAAUCAUAUAUUUAUUAUUAUUAUUUUUGCCUAAUUGUCACUUUUCAAACUGUAAAUAGACCGAAGCUGUAGAUUUUAAUUAAGUCACUUGCCAGAAGUCGAUACCUAACUCUUACUAGCAAAAAAAGGUUACACAAAUGUUAUUUUUUUUUAGGAAGAUCAUAAUGGCGUCUCCUUGUGAUUUGUCUUGGAAUUCUUCUUAUUGGUUGAAGGAUUUGUUCAGUGUGAAUAACCACAAUCGUGUUAGGUAAACCAUCACAAGCAGAUGUGAAUUGUACAACAAUGUAAAACAAUGUGGUUACCUGCUAAUUUAUUGUUUGGUUUCUGUGGUAAUACCUGUUCAGUAUUUCACUUUGUCUGUAUUGGUCAUAACUUGUAACAAGAACUAGUGUUACUCAUCAAAUGUAAAUUAGUAUCUAAUUCACAUCCAUCAAAUUCUGCCUGUAUUUAAAAGGAAAUUAAACAGGCCCUAUGUUUUUUUUUCAAAAGGGCCAAGUUAUCAAUUGGCUUUAUAUUAAAAGCAUUUUGGUCAAAAUGUGUUUAUUUUGACCCUUGUAUUGUAUUAAAUCCUAUGGCUAUACAAGGUCUAACUCAAAA